CCUUGACUUUCCACUCGAUCGUCUGCAAAGGGAAAGGGAGGGAGGUACUGAGCUCGGUUUCGGCCGCCUUCCAUGCACCUUCCCCGUUGUUCCCCUGCCCGAGGUUUCCUAUAAAUUGUCGAGGAUAUGGCACGACCAGCCGAUCCAUUCGCACUCACAACACAAGCUCGACAACGAGAAGCCAGAAGAAAAGUUGGUGCACGACGUACUGUCCAGUCCAGUUAUAGGGACUGCCAAGUUCGAUCGAGGUAGCAGAGGCGGAGAGACCCUUGCCAUGGCGCUGGCCACCCCAACAGCGGUGGUGCUGGAGCUGAUGACGAUGGGGCAGCAGUCCGCGGCGCACCUCGGGGACCUUCUCCGGGCGGCCUCCCCGCCGGUGCGGGCGGAGCACCAGGCGCUCGCCGCGGAGAUCCUCCGCUGCUGCGACCGGGUGAUCGCCGCGGUGAGCGCCGGCGCCGCCGGUAAAAAGAGGAAGGCGAUGGACCCAGGCAGCCAUCCUCACGCUCACGCGGCCGCGAUGCCGUGCAAACGAAGGGUGCGUGGCGCGGAGGCGCACAGGGAGGUCCAUGCCGGCACGACGGCGGACGGGUUCGCGUGGAGGAAGUACGGGCAAAAGGACAUCAACGGAAGCAACCACCCGAGGCUCUACUACCGCUGCGCGUUCAGAGGCGAGGGGUGCGCCGCGACCCGUCGGGUGCAGCGGGCGCAGGAGGAGCCCGCGGCGUUCGUGAUCGCCUACUACGGCGAGCACACCUGCGGAGCCGCCGUCUGUCGGCAAAGCGCGGAGCCACUGCCUCCUAGUGUCGUCGACUCCGGCUCAAACGCUCGUGGAAUCGUCGGUGCCACUGCCAUCGACCAGAACAGGGGCUCGCCUCUGCUGCCGGCGGGCGACCAGCACGGCGCACAGCGUCACGGCCAGGCGCCCUGUGACACGUCGCGGGGAUGGUUGUCGCCGUCGUCCUCGUCAUACUCGUCGGAGGAGUUUCUCGAUGGCAGCUUCGACUGGGAGUGGGAGACCGUCGUCAACUCCCUCAGUUACGGCGAUCUGCUUCAGUAGAGCACAGCAGAUAGCCUGCCUCGGCUAGCGUGCGACGACGACCUGUUCACCGUUUAGUGGACAGAUCUGGAGUGCCUUGGCUGUCGCAGUGUGACUAAUGAGUAGUGAUAAUGUACGCGGGUGGGUGAGAGCUGAGAGGUUCCGGCUGCAAGAGGUUGUGUUGUGAUGUAGAGUUGGCUAAUCAAAUUGGUUGCAAUACUAAGCGUUUGUUUCAGCAAA
This is a messenger RNA of Hordeum vulgare subsp. vulgare (domesticated barley), 1276 nucleotides long. Its product is annotated as probable WRKY transcription factor 54. Gene Ontology annotation, biological process: regulation of DNA-templated transcription. The transcript is spliced from 3 exons. NCBI's taxonomy places the organism in Eukaryota, Viridiplantae, Streptophyta, Magnoliopsida, Poales, Poaceae. Gene Ontology annotation, molecular function: sequence-specific DNA binding; DNA-binding transcription factor activity. The record is from RefSeq and is a predicted model, not a curated record. The coding region runs from base 275 to 1057 and encodes 260 amino acids.